Mycena citricolor is the source of this 2944-nucleotide messenger RNA. The record is from the annotation of a GenBank genome assembly. Lineage: Eukaryota; Fungi; Basidiomycota; Agaricomycetes; Agaricales; Mycenaceae.
GUCAACAACAUGUCUAAGCACACAUCUACCCGUGACAUAGCCGUCUCAAUGCACUCGGCUGUCUCGGGCCACUCAAUAGAGCACCAGUCGGCAUGAUGUAAAAGGUGCGAAGUCAACGGGCUGUGGCACCUCAAUUUUGGGCUAGCCAGCUAUAAAAGAGCCCCAAGAGGUGCUUCAAGACACCAGUCGUCCCUGUACUUCUUUCACUCAUGCAGCUCACCCGCGCGCUUCUCGUCUUCGCUGCCGUCGCACUCAGUGCGGUCCAAGCUGCACCUGCCCCUGCGGAGGUGUCCUCCAGCCUCACCAAGCGUUGGUGUGGAUUCGACCACAGCUGCCCGUGCAAGACUAACAAGAAGGCCGGCUGUGUUGCCAAAUUCGAUGAAUGCUCCCAGCACUGGUUCUGGCCCGAGGAGUGCACGACAUGUGCCCCCUGCCUUCCGCUCUGCCUCACCCCUAUUAAAUGUGUGGGCGCUGCGGCGUAAUGCAACAAUCGUACCAUACCAUUGAGAAAUUGUACCCACAAGCGAUCGAAGUAUGGAAACAGCCCUCACCUGAACUCUGAGCUCUGUGCGAUCGGGACGUGUCGCUCAGUGAAGUAAAGCGAAUGUCCAUCUCGGCAAGGGGUGACGGAUUGCCGGUGUAUCCAACCACUCCGUCGGUCACAGAUCACGGCUAAGUGACGAGGCGUAGCAAGAGAUCAAACGGUCUAGCCGUCGUGACCUGUCACAGGUCCCUGCACAAAAUGAGCUGGCAGCACAGCUGACCUGACCGGAGAGUGUGAGCUAAUUUACCGCAAUGGAUCUUCUGUGGAAAUCCGUUCACUGUAAAGCCUAUUUCUGAUGGCCCAAGCGAGGUUCAAUAACAUGAAUAUGGUAUGAUCAUCGAUGCAAAGAUCGUUUUGUCCACCUCCUCAGACGUGAAACAAAAGAGAGAUAAGACUCAAAUCAGAUUUAGAGGUAGUAUGGGAAGAACAGGCCCCGGAAGCAUUGCAUUUUAUGAUCACAAAAAGUCCGAACGAUGAAUUUGUGACAUUGUCACGCCACCUAUUCUUCCCAUUUCUCUGACAGAGCAUAAAUCUUACGGCAAGGAACCCUAAGAGCUUCGAGCGGGGUCCGGGUUCUCGAUUCAGGUAGGAUACGUGAGAGCCGGCUACACCAUCCGGCCCCCGGACUGGGAUGGAUAGGCUCAUGACGUACACUAUCAAGUACCAUCCACUGUGACCGGACUUCAACGGGAGGCGGGCGAAAGACGCUCAAGACUCCAAUUCUCGCAUGUCUUCCAGAGCCCUCAGCUGCGUCGAGGUAACGGACCACAUCGUCGCUUUCCUCGCUUCGCCUGACUGCGCCACAUCGACUUCCGAUGUGCGCGCCUGCUCGCUCGUCUCGUUCGCUUUCGCUGGAUCCAGCCAGCGUUGGCUCUUCCAUCAUAUCCAGCUUCCCCCUGCCUGUCAAAAAUGCACGAACACCGCAAUCCGCUCCCAGGCUGCGUGUUCGCGACUGCUCGCCGUACUCGACGACAGCCCGUGGCUUGGACGCUACAUCCGGUUUUUGACGCUCACGAUAACCCGAUCUCUGCUCGAUCUAUUGCCUCGACUAUCUGCAGCACUGCCGUGUCUCCAGCACCUCGCGAUCAGCAACCUCGACACCCGAAACGAGGACGUCCGCCUCCACAUCCUCCCGCCCAUCGCUCAGCUCGUCGGCCGGCCAACAUUGCGGACGCUGGAGCUGCUGCAGCCUGUAUUCGAAGACGUGCAGGACUUGCACGCGGUCUUUUCCCUGCGCGACCCAGGGGCCGAUUUAGCGCGCCUCGUGCUCGACGGCCCGCGUGUGUUCAAAUUCUUGCGUGCGCGUAAGCUGGAUGACGCCGUGGAUGAUGUGCUUCUGGAAACAGAUGUGCUCCCUGGGAUGAUCCGCGUUCUGAAAAGUACCUCGCUCAAACUCAACCUUUCCCGGUGGGAUGGGUGGCUGGCGCAUCCGCUGUGCCCGCUGGAUUUCUCGGGAGUGCGUGAUUUGGAGCUGCACGGCGCAUUUGGAGUGGGACUGAGGAACCGAAUGCGGCAUGCGUGGGGUGGGAUAACGAGGCUCGCAGCUUCUGCGUACAGUCUAGAAGCCGCAAUCGCCGAAGGUUUCAGUCUCAGACAACUACCGUGUCUCCAUGACCUUUUCUUGCAUACUGCCAACGCCCAUAUUUCGUGUCUGAGUGCGAUCAUCGGCACACUCGGCGAGGAGAACGCACACAAUCUGUCCCACCUCGCACUCGAGGUAGGCACCGUCGACCAGCUCGUUUCGCCUCCGCAAAUUUCCGUGCUCGUAAAGACGCUGAAUGACCUUCCGUGCGACUUCAAUCCCCGGAUUGAGCUGGCCUUCCGACAUCUGACGGUUCAUUUACACGGGCCAGACGGUGUCCGGUGGUUCUCAGAUGCUGUGUCUCAACUCUCUAGGAUACUUAUCCCUAAAUUGGGGAGGUUUACGGAGAUCAACAUUUCGUGUGUACAGAGCGGCACUCCUGGAUGCAUGAUUCCCAAAUUCUGAAAGAACUUCCAACUGGACAAACAUCUGUCAACAAGCCUCGUUCUUGUGAUCAUCGGUGUAAGGUACUUAAUCCGUAUGCCUGCUUCACGAGACCUUCCCUUCGCGCUCGCAGUUGACCUAAGGCUAGGUAAAACUCCUGAUCCGGGAGGUCGGUGCUCAGUACAAAGAGUCUAUUUUUUGUAAAUUAUCGACGCCGGGGAGCACCGGCCCCCACUAAAAAAACCCGGUAAUUGACCGUAAUGACCGCGAUAUCAUCAGAAAGUUUCGUAGAUUUUGCAUUAUUUACAUUGACGUGAAUUGGCCAUGAAAGGAAUAGAUGUCUCUUUCCCUCACAACUAGUCCUGCAAGUAAAUUUUCUUUUUUAGGAUAGAUUUCCAUCACAGAAAGAAAAUUAAUAAUAUAAUGAUGUUUUC